AUGCCAAACCCAAACCAAAGAAUUGCGCUCAGAGUCUACCGAAACAUCUUCCGAUUCUGCAAGGCCAUUGACGUCAACGCUGUCAACUCACAGCACAAGUUGAAGGCAGAGCUGGAGAAGUUGACGUCGUCAGAGACUGUGAUGCCUGUAUAUCAGAGGCUCUGCGAUUUCAUCUCGAGGAAAGACAUCAAACCCCUGCUGGAGAACAACUCCUGCUCCAAGGCUGCAUGCAAGCAGCUGUUCAGGCUUCCUGAUUCAGAGCACGACAAGACAUUCUUUGCGCAGGGCUCUGACCGGGUUGACAUGGGAUUCGCGGCGCUGAGGUUCCUCGGGGAUCGAUUUGGGCACGUCGUUGAGCAGCAGAGGGAUGUGGUGAAGGCUAAGGAAUGGAUCGAGAUUCUCAAAGACAAGCAGGACCAGGUUGAACAUGGUGCCAUCGCCAUCACCCGAACGGCCGAUCCUUCCGUGCAAGCAUCAUCCGUGCUGGCUCAGCUCGACGACAUGGCCGCGCAAGUGCAGAAGCACCUGACCUCGAUCUCGGACUUGGACGUAGCAAAGUACCUUAUGCUCGAACAUCCUGUGCCCAAGGAAUGCCAUGCUGGAGACUGCCUGGAGGAGGCCUUGUCGACGCUGGCCAAGGAGAUCGGGUUGGAGGCGAGGCAGCUGCGCAUCAUGGCGGCGCUCAACAAGGUGAUGUUCAAGGAGAUGAAGUUUGAAGCGAAUCUUGAGGAGUACUACGACCCAAGGAACGGCCUGAUCCAUGAGGCUCUGCAGAGAAAGACUGGGAACGCCAUCACCCUCAGCAUCAUCUACAUCGCCGUGGCCCGUCGUUGUGGGCUAUACCUUAGCGGCUCCGAGUGUCCAGGACACUUUGUGGUGCGGGGAGAGACGCAGACUGGGUCUCCCUUCUUCUUGGACGUGUUCAAGAGGGGCAAGCUGAUGUCCCACCUGCAAUGCGUCAAGGAAUUCAUCAAGACCGACACGUCCAUGCGGGAGAAGAACAGGCUCGAGGCUGUGACGCCUCUUAGGCUGUACGCGAGGAUGAUGAGGAACCUCGUCAACUCGCACAUGAUCAUCGGCCAUGGAGGAAAGGCGUUGCUGUGGUCAGAGCGUUUGAAUGUGAUGAACAGUGCAUCGGAGAAGAUGCUCCAUCGCAAGGUGAGACUUUUGAUCUCUGUUUGGCUGUUUCUUAUGUCAAUCUUUCACAGCGGCAAUAGCAAGAUCGUCUCGUCGAAUCUUGUGAAUUUCGUAUAG
Messenger RNA from Guillardia theta CCMP2712, 1254 nucleotides. RefSeq lists its product as hypothetical. Bases 1 to 1254 code for a protein of 417 amino acids. Lineage: Eukaryota; Cryptophyceae; Pyrenomonadales; Geminigeraceae. The record is from RefSeq and is a predicted model, not a curated record. The transcript is spliced from 5 exons.